AUGAUGCCCAUGGUGGCCGCCUCGUCUGGAGAUCGCCUCCCGGCCUUCCAAUCUUGCCUCUCACAAUGUGUGUCAAAUCGGUGUACUCCCGACUCACCUCCCCUAGACGCGAUGCUACGACUCUUUCGAUGGUCAUGCCGAGGCGAUUGCGCGUAUCACUGCACGCAUUCGGUCACCUCGGGACUCUUGCUUCUCGCCUCCUCUUCUGCAUCAUCCCCGUCAGCACGUCCUGUCGUCCACCAAUUCUACGGCAAAUGGCCGUUCUGGCGAUUGGCCGGGAUCCAGGAGCCCGCCAGCGUCUUGUUCUCCCUCGGCAACGCAUGGGUUCACUAUAAGGGACUACGAAAGGUCCGGACGAGGAUAAAAAAUGGAACAGGCGUCCAUCUGAAGGGAUGGGUGAUGGCUCUGGCCAUCGUUCAGAUGAACACGUGGUUCUGGAGUGCUGUAUUCCAUACACGGGACACCCCGUUUACCGAAAAGAUGGACUACUUUUCGGCCACGGCGACCAUCAUGUGCACUCUCCUCUACACAUUGGUUCGCACCUUCCAUCUCUUUCCGCAACAACCCGACCGACCUCGCGGAGCACCUAGCCUAUACCCCUUGAUCAUCGUCUUCCUCAUCGCCUACUUCUCGCACGUCUCCUACUUGUUGUCGGGCCCACGAUUCGACUAUGGCUGGAACGUACUCUUCAACCUGAUCAUGGGAGCGACCCAUCUGAUUCUGUGGUCACUCUUCUCGUUGUCCUUUUCCAUCCGACUGCCCUGGCCUUUGUCCCGCAUCCCGACCCCAUACCCCCCACUCGACCCGCUCACCAUCACGCCUAAACCUCCAUGGAGCGGUCGGAGUGCUGUGCUGGUCAUGGCGACUACGGCGGCCAUGUCACUCGAACUGUUCGAUUUCCCUCCAUUUCACCGAAUCAUCGAUGCCCACUCCUUAUGGCACUUGGCAACCAUCCUGAUUGCCAGGGGUUGGUACGGGUUUUUGAUACGGGAUGUGGCCAUGCUCGAGGCCGUGAGAACGGGGAUGAGCGGUACCAAGGCGACCGAGGCUGUCGUUUUCCAGUCGUCCAACAAGUAG
Molecule: messenger RNA, 1077 nt
Organism: Filobasidium floriforme
Lineage: Eukaryota; Fungi; Basidiomycota; Tremellomycetes; Filobasidiales; Filobasidiaceae
Product: Per1-like protein
Exons: 2
Coding region: 1-1077 (358 amino acids)
Biological process (GO): GPI anchor biosynthetic process
Cellular component (GO): endoplasmic reticulum membrane
Molecular function (GO): hydrolase activity, acting on ester bonds
Source: RefSeq, a predicted model, not a curated record